GCUUUUAUCUUUCUCAGGUAUGAGAAUGGCCAGGUGGGAGAUGUCCACAUCAACACGCAAGAAGUCAGGACCCACAGGGAAAUUUCACAACUGUCUUCAGUGCUGAAUGGAGCAAGGACAUCUUUUCCUUCAUGUCAAUGGGAUUAGAGGAAGAAACAACCUCUCCACAAUGCUAGCUGUCAUCUUGGUGCUCAGAAGACAAAAUAGAAAUGCAGUUUGGACAGAUGACAGAAAGAAGACCAGAAUAAGUCACAUUUUUGGAUUAAUUAAUGGAUUAUUUUCUUAUACAAAAUGAACAAAAAAACUGUCUAUCUCAAGGGAGGAAUGCAAAGAAUCCAAAGCUGCAGGCUCAGAAACAGCAUGCUGCACUGAUAUUCCACUGCUUUCUAAACAAUGACUGAACCAAGGGGUCAGAUGAAGAGUUCAAAUGCUAAAAGCAGCACUAUGAUGGAACUGCAAUCUUCUUCAUUCGACCCUGAUGUCCCAUCUUCUGGCCAGAGCAACUUCAGAAGAGUCAGCCGCACAGAGGACAGCAAUCCCUGUCCGAUCCCCGGGCUGGCAGCAGACAUCCUGCACAUGCGAGUGAAAGAAGGAAGCAAGAUCCGCAAUUUGCUGCGGUUUGCAACAGCUCGCAUGCAAGGAGAGGGGAAAGACAGCAAUGGGACAUUACUGAGACAGGUAGUCUUCACUGGUUCAGGUAGAGGAGUCACCAAGACCAUCACCUGUGUGGAGAUUCUAAAACGUAAAGUGGAAGGGCUCCACCAGGUGUCCAAGAUCUACUACAAGACAGUGAAAGACGUCUGGGAGAGUCAACAACCAGGAGCACCAGGUAUAACCAUGCAGAGGACAAUCCCUGCCAUCUGUAUCCUGCUCUCUAAAGACCCUUUGGAUCCCCAGGAGACUGGAUACCAACCCCCCGAAACCCUAAGGGUUCCCACAGAGGACACAGAGAGAGGUAGAGCUCUGAUCAGGCCAGCUCAUUGUUCCUUCUCACAGCAUGCAGCCAAGAGAGUCUGUCUGGAUGACUGGAGUGCAGGUUCUCCAUUACCGUCUCCGUGAAUAUCUAAUAAGUCACAGGAGCAAUUGAAAGUAUCCUGACUGUAAACAUUACAAGCUGGCAUGAGAUGGGCAGGCAGGACAGGAGGACUCUGCAGCGAGUGAAUAAAACAGCUUCCAGGCAUCAGUAAUAUCGAUGAGAAGCAGGUGCCUGCACAGAGCCCAAAGGAUACUAAAAGACAAUACCCCCCUCAGCAACAUCUUGUUCACCCUGCUGCUGUCUGGCAAGUAAUACAGGGCACAUCAGAGCUUAUUCUGAUGCAAAAUUACACAAAGUUGGUCACAGUCAUCAUAAAUAUAAACGCCAAGGUUUGUCAAUAGUCGUUAUUCUGUUUUCUACUUUUGGAGGAAAUGUUUGUAUGUUUUCAUAGAUCACAAGACCAGAAUGUUUUUGUUAAGGAUUUCCUUUCAUCAUAAUGCUGUUGUUUUUUACAGAUGUAACAACACUGAAAUAAAUUGACUAUGCCUUUCAUCUUUGGUGUUUUGGGCUGUGAUGAAGAGUGUAUACACACUUUAAUUUGAAUAAAAUCCCCUUAUGGAAUAGAACCAGUUUAAAACUUCUAAACCUGGAAUUUUAGAGACAAACCUUUUUUUAUUCAUACUACCACUCGUAUACUGUCAGCAGUCAGUUCAUUUUGUUGUCAUCAAGUACUUAGUGCUUGUUUAAAAUAUGUCAUCUGGCUGACCUUUUUUCUGUGUUGAAGUGAAAUGCACAGUGAAAUAGAAAAAUAAUAGUAUCAAUAAUAGUAACACCCCAAGCUUCAGGAGUACUUAAAUCCUAUUCUCUUAGUAUCACCCUGACAGAAUAUUGCCUACAGUAAAGUCAACCCUAGUCAAAAAAAUCUGAUAGGCCUCAAGCUUUUUGGACUGAGUGGUAGCCUACUUAUUAGUAUUAGUUGGUGAGGAAAGUAGGCUACAGCCCAUUUUCAUACACAGGGCAAUUGAAAGUAAUGCCAUAAUGAUAUAAAUUGGGCGUAGCAUGUUAUAGCAGCUGCAUUGUAUUUUUAAACUGAUUGGAUUUUUGUACAUAGCAUCCUUUAUAUUUACUGAACUUUUUUGUGAGAUAAAUAAUGUUUGUGUAAACAUGU
Messenger RNA from Etheostoma spectabile (orangethroat darter), 2144 nucleotides. RefSeq names its product ribonuclease P protein subunit p25-like protein. The transcript has 2 exons. Gene Ontology annotation, cellular component: ribonuclease MRP complex. Gene Ontology annotation, biological process: tRNA 5'-leader removal. Gene Ontology annotation, molecular function: RNA binding. The record is from RefSeq and is a predicted model, not a curated record. Bases 394 to 1059 code for a protein of 221 amino acids. NCBI's taxonomy places the organism in Eukaryota, Metazoa, Chordata, Actinopteri, Perciformes, Percidae.